Morchella sextelata is the source of this 2226-nucleotide messenger RNA. RefSeq lists its product as uncharacterized. The transcript has 2 exons. The coding region runs from base 1 to 2226 and encodes 741 amino acids. Gene Ontology annotation, molecular function: protein binding; protein-containing complex binding. Lineage: Eukaryota; Fungi; Ascomycota; Pezizomycetes; Pezizales; Morchellaceae. The record is from RefSeq and is a predicted model, not a curated record.
AUGCAUCACCGCCGCCGCGGGCCGCCGAUAGUACUUUCCCCCGCGCCCGACGGCCCCAAUGGGCAUGUCAGCACGGUGCAGAUCGUGCACCAUUUCGAGUCCCAGACCAACCCGGCCAAACCCGCACGGCCGUCGCCGCUCACCACCCAGAAUGGCAUGCCUCUUGACCUUCUCGAGCGCCUCCGAUCAUUUCCCCUGUUUCUCUCUGCGCCCGAGGAGUUUCUUUCCGCCGUCGCCACACAUCUGCGACCACAGCUACACUCGCCGAGAGACUACAUCCUGACUGAGGGCGACGAUGCGAAGGCUAUGUACUGGCUUGUCCGGGGUGCUGUUGCGGUCACCUCACGAGAUGGCGAGAGCACGUAUGCCGAGCUGCGCCCCGGGGCCUUCUUCGGUGAGAUUGGUAUUCUGAUGGAUAUUCCGCGGACGGCAACGAUCAUUGCGCGGAGUCGGUGUUUGCUGGUUGUGUUGACGAAGGAGGCACUGCAGCGGGAGCUACCCAACUUUCCGGCGGUGGAAAGGGCGAUCAGGGAAGAGGCGGAAGAGCGAUUGACACUGUUAAAUAAAAAGAAACAGGAGCGCGAGAGCAAUCGCGUACGGGUAGGAGGUGUCAAGAGGUCAGUAGAUUCAGAUGGUGAUCUGGAUCUGGAAAAUGGCCGGGCAACGGAGGGGGGUAAUCGCGGGUUGUAUUCACAAGGUCUCACCCCCGGGAGUCCCUGGGUAAGUAGUUCGGCGCUGGGAAGCGGUCAAGUGAACGUGCGGCAGCUUCUGAAGGAAUUGCCGUUGUUUGCCAACCUGCCGCAGGAGAACCUGCAUUUCCUGGGAUUGAGUGCGCAGCCACGUACAUUCGGACCAUUCCAAAAUAUUAUACAGCAAAAUUCCUUGGGGAGGGAAAUCUACUUCAUCGUUCGUGGAGAAGUGGAGGUGGUGGAUGAAUCGGUAACGGAUCCCAUCAAGAACAGGGUCAAGGCCCGGCUGCGGAAAGGUCAGCACUUUGGGGAGGUCACGGCGCUUUCUCUUGCUCCGAGACGGACGGCCACUGUGAGGAGUAUAACCUACGUGGAGAGCCUUGUGAUCGAGGGCGAUGUUUUGGCGGAAUUGUGGAAGAAGUGCCCGCCGGAGGUUCAACAGCAACUCGAAUCAACGGCCAGACACAGAAUGGAUGCAGAUGGUGAGAAUCUUGUCAUGACAGAUGCUCCACCGACGCCCACUAUUGCGAAAUUAGACUUGUCAGAUCGACAGAAUUCUCCUCGUGUCUCGCAGGAAUCGCUCAAAGUGGUCGCUAGUCCUCAUGAUGGAAAUCUUGUCGAGCCCUUUGAUCCAGAUCCUUAUCUGCCCAUUAACUUCGAGGCGUUUGGAGCAAAGUCAAGGAGAGGCUCACUCGCCCCACCGCCCCCGCCGUCCGCGGGCACUUCAGGGAACUCUUCACCCACCGAGGAAAAGGCGAGCCCCUUGUCCAGAGCCACUACACCCUCACCAAUGAAGUCAAAGCAUGCGACCACACCUCCGGAGCACCAUUCGGCCCCAAAGAGAGCAAGGAUAUUGUCAAGAAAACCAUCCCGAUUCAAUAUCGGGCAAUUCGGGGAUGAUAUACUGAUACACAUUUUCAAGCACAUGGAACUGCACGAACUGAUGCGUGUCCGUCAAGUCUCGGCCCAUUGGACCAAGCUAUUAUGCAACUCACCAUAUCUUCUACAAACACUCGACUUGCGUCCCUACAACCGUGUUAUCAACGAUGCUGUGCUCAUCAAUGCGAUCGCCCCCUUCGUCGGUCACAGGCCUUCCCUAAUCGACAUCUCGAAUUGCUUCCACAUCAGUGACGAAGGCUUCACCGUGCUAGCCCAGACCUGCGGAGCCAACGUGAAGACAUGGAAAAUGAAAAGUGUUUGGGACAUCACCGGUCAGGCAAUCCUGGAAAUGUCCAACCGCGCAAAAGGACUUGAAGAGAUUGACCUGAGCAAUUGCCGGAAAGUCAGCGACACGCUUCUGGCACGGGUGGUCGGAUGGGUGGUCCCCGAGUUCCACCCCAUGUAUGCGGAGCAGCAGGCGGCAGCCGCUGCGGCAAACAAGCAGCCAUUGAUCUUCCCGCCGCCGGGUACAGUUAUAGGACAGGACAAUGUCGCACUUGGCCGCGCAUGCGGCAAAGAGGCUGGAGCAUGUGGACUUAACGCGGUGUACGACAAUAACGGAUCAAGGAUUUCAGAGCUGGAGUAUGACGAGAUUUGA